GCAUACACAAACACUAAGCACAAGCAUCAAACCGAAUGAUCAGCUGUUAACUUUAUCAAUUUUUUUUUUUUUAAUUUGAAAGAGUUUUUUAUUAGAAUGAAUUUACGAAAUAGAAUUAAUAUUGAAAAAUUGUUUAGAAAUAAAACUAUUUGUUUGAAUUCUAUUCUACAAUCAAUAAAGUCAACUUUAAAAAGCAUCGGCUACGUCCAGCGUGGAACGUGGAACAUGUUUCGCUUUCGCAUUUGCACACAGGAUUUUCCAAAAGCUGUCUGCUAACUUCUAACAUUGUCAUAAAGUUUAUUUUAAAAUGCUUAAAAACUCAAUAAGUUAAGGCUUUAAAAAAAUGACUGAAAAGUUGUAGAAAAAAUGUAAAUGCAAAUCAGUUUAUUCUAUUGAAAUUCAAAGUAUACAUAAUUCUGUUUAGGUUAUCAUAACCUAUAACGAUUAUUUUACUUGCCUUUGUGAGUUUGACUGUUGAUAUGCCUCCCAAAAAAGGAAAGGAAGGCACUAAAGGCCAAAAGCAGAUACUGGAAGAAAAUGCAUCGACUCUUAAUUUCUACAGGAAUAUGGUAUUUGGAGCAAAUGGAAUAUAUUUGAUCUUCACAUUCCUCCUUGGUGACUUCUUCUCACUUCAAACCAUUUUGUUAUUCAUGCUAUCCACCGCCACAUUCGUGGGGAGCUACCAAUUCCUGGUUUUCAUGUCCAGACCGAAACUCUCCGAGACGGGGCAGCUGCUCGAUGGAGGACUAGAUCUCAACAUGGAGGGCGGGUUAUCUGAGCAUUUCAAAGAUCUAAUCAUAUUGACGUCUGGUGUUCAAGUAUUAUCUCUAAUUUCAAACUAUUUCUGGUUCCUGUGGCUAUUAGCCCCGGCUAGAGGUUUCUGGCUACUCUGGAAGAAUAUUCUCUCGCCGUACUUCUUUCAAGAAGCUCCCGCACAAGAAAUCGACGAAAAGAAACAGCGAAAACUGGAAAGAAAAAUGAGAAGACAAUGACAGUGUCCAGAUAAAGUUCAGACAAAUUACAAAUAUAACAAUAAAGGGUAUUCUUGAGACCAUACUUCGGUUUAACGAUCUACGGGUUAUUCAGAGCAUCUAGAUCAACUAUAUUUUAAUGAGAACUGAUUUGUACUUUAAAAGUGACUGCAUUUGAAUGUUGAAUAGUAUGGACUUUCAAAGUGUCUGGGUACAGGUUUUAAUGGGUUUCGGGUUGGAGGUAUGGUAUUCAAAGUGUAAAUAUUGUAUAUUACUUGACACAACUCUACAAACCUCAUCUUGUUUAUUUUGAUUUAAAACUGAAAUUAAUUUAAUAAAGAUGAACGCCAUCUCGGA
Nilaparvata lugens (brown planthopper) is the source of this 1328-nucleotide messenger RNA. Its product is annotated as transmembrane protein 208. Gene Ontology annotation, cellular component: intracellular membrane-bounded organelle. NCBI's taxonomy places the organism in Eukaryota, Metazoa, Arthropoda, Insecta, Hemiptera, Delphacidae. Bases 480 to 992 code for a protein of 170 amino acids. Gene Ontology annotation, biological process: vacuolar protein processing. The transcript has 5 exons. The record is from RefSeq and is a predicted model, not a curated record.